Molecule: messenger RNA, 1224 nt
Organism: Nannizzia gypsea CBS 118893
Lineage: Eukaryota; Fungi; Ascomycota; Eurotiomycetes; Onygenales; Arthrodermataceae
Product: mitochondrial carrier protein
Exons: 4
Coding region: 1-1224 (407 amino acids)
Biological process (GO): mitochondrial L-ornithine transmembrane transport
Molecular function (GO): L-ornithine transmembrane transporter activity
Source: RefSeq, a predicted model, not a curated record
AUGUCCAUACCCAUCGAUAGUCCGGGACAACUGAAAGCAAGCCACCCGAAAGUUGGGAAUGAUGAGCCUGAUGGUGAUGGUACAGGACGCCGGAAGCCCAGAACAAAUGCGGCUACCGGUGCUUCGGCUGCUGGAAUGCGCGCCAUAAGUGCUCAAGCUAUAGCCUUUUACUUUAGAACUCCGGUGAAGGCAUUCUUUCGUACUAGGGUCGAUUACAUGGCUCUAGCCAAAGCGAUCGGACCGCAAACUACAACAGGAGGAUGGUCAUGGAAAACGACUACCCCUGGACUCCUUGCAAAUGCCGUCCAGACACAUGGUUGGGUUUUUAUACCAUACCAAGUCCUUCCGCCGCUCAUAGCGAAUGUUGGAGUUGGUGCCAUACUGUACACUUCCUAUCUACAAAUACUUGGAGCUAUGCAUGAGCCGACACUGAUGGGCGGUAAACGGGUCUAUCCGCCUCCCUCACCUCCUGUCACCUUCUUCGCAGGUUUCGCUGCAGGUGCCAUUCAAUCCAUUGCUGCAGCACCCUUAGACGCUAUACAGGCCCGGUCAAGGACCAGUGAUAUGAUAAAUGGGCAGUAUCGCAGCGCAUGGCAUUAUGGCUGGGAUAAACUCAAAACACUUGGCGCUCGAGGGGUGUUUUCUGGCUGGACAUUAUCGUUCUUGAAAGAUAGCUUCGGAUCUGCCGUGUUCUUCAGCUUGUUCGAAACCGUCAAGGCUCAGGGAUAUUACCAUUUCAUCACGCGGUACUACGGUUCUCUCAAAGCGCAAUCCAUCCAGAUACUAUCCUCACCUACUGCACCUGGUGAAAUACCUGUGAUAAAACCGCAUUAUGCGCUGGAGCCUGCAUUCCUCAUGCUGGCAGGUAUUACAGCUACCAUCUUCCAGCAAGCCGUUCUACACCCUCUAAGCCUGGUACAAAAUAUCUAUUACCGGAAUCUAGACCAUCUAGAUAAACGGGUUCGUCACUCCCGCUCGGGCAGAGAGAUGAUGGAGCAUCGUGCCAACGCAUAUAUGGAGACAUUUAAGAAAUGUCAGCGCCAGGCACGGCGGGUAGGUGGCUGGCGGACGUGGCUGUAUGGAGGGUUUUUCAUGAACACUCUCCGCCAACUUCCUAGCACCAGUGCCGGUCUAAUCAUUUUUGAACUUGUUCGGCGCAAGUAUGGUGUGCCUACUGAGGCCGUACACAUACAACUUGACGGAUACGAUAUUAUCCUUACCUGA